Messenger RNA from Hevea brasiliensis (rubber tree), 3543 nucleotides. Its product is annotated as probable leucine-rich repeat receptor-like protein kinase At1g35710. Bases 1 to 3543 code for a protein of 1180 amino acids. Gene Ontology annotation, biological process: protein phosphorylation. Gene Ontology annotation, molecular function: ATP binding; protein binding; protein kinase activity. NCBI's taxonomy places the organism in Eukaryota, Viridiplantae, Streptophyta, Magnoliopsida, Malpighiales, Euphorbiaceae. The record is from RefSeq and is a predicted model, not a curated record. The transcript has 2 exons.
AUGGCACUAAUUAAACAAUUGCCUUUCAUCCUUACUAUCUUCAUUGUACUAUUAUUUUCUUCGAAUGUUGUCUUAGCUUCUGCUUCUUCAGCGGUCCAGACAAAAGGACAAGAAGCAGAAUCUCUUCUCAAAUGGAAAGACAGCCUUGAUGAGCCCACUAAUUGCCUCCUUUGCUCUUGGAAUUUUGUUCCUCGCAAUUCCACUUCUUCUGACCCCAAAACUGACAUCAGUAGUUCCCCUUGCCAGUGGAUUGGGAUCGCUUGUGAUGAGUCUGGAAAUGUCAUAUAUAUAAACGUUUCCUUCAGUGGUUUAAGAGGUACUUUACAAUCCUUUAACUUCUCAUCUUUCCCUAGCCUUGAGCGUCUUGAUCUUUCUCACAACUUUCUCCAUGGAAGCAUUCCUUCCCGCAUCAGUAACCUUUCCAAGCUCAUCUAUCUAGACUUGGCUGUCAAUAAUUUCUCUGGUAAUAUACCAUCUGAGAUAGGGAUGUUAAAAUCUCUCGUUGUGCUUGUUUUUUCUCAAAACAAUCUGACAGGUCCUAUUCCUGCUUCUAUAGAAAACUUGAUUGAACUAAGUCUUCUAGACCUUCAUCAUAAUAAACUUUCUGCUUCAAUCCCACAGGAAAUUGGGAAGUUGAGGUCACUCAAUGUUACUCUUUUGUCUCACAAUAAGCUCACAGGUCAACUUCCUGCUUCCAUAGGAAAUUUGGGCAAACUUACUAUCCUGCACCUUCAUGACAACAGACUUUCUGGUUCAAUUCCUAGGGAAAUUGGUAUGUUAACGUCCCUUAAUGUGCUUGCUUUGACAAACAACAGUCUCACAGGUCCUAUUCCGGCAACUGUAGGAAACCUGAAAAGAUUAACUUGGCUUUACAUUGCAAACAACAAGCUUAGUGGAUUCAUUCCUAAGGAAUUAGGAUCACUAACCUGUCUUAGUGAGCUUUCUUUGCAUUCUAAUAGUCUUCAAGGUCCAAUCCCUGCUUCUAUAGGAAACUUGAGCAACCUAAAAUUUUUAGACCUUGGUUUCAACAACCUUUCAGGAUCCAUCCCUCCAGAAGUUCUAUUGCUGAAAUCCCUAGACCGGAUUGGAUUGAAUGACAAUGGGUUGACAGGUUCAAUUCCUACUUCCAUUGCAAAUUUAGGCAGUAUGAGAUUUCUGUACCUUUAUGAUAAUCAUCUUUCUGGACCUAUCCCUCAAGAAUUAGGAAAGCUGCAAUCUCUUAUUGAGCUUGACCUGUCAACAAACGAUCUCAGCGGUCCCAUCCCUCCUGCUAUAGGAAAUUUGAGCAACUUAACUCUUCUGUACCUUCAUAAGAACAUGCUUUCUGGAUCAAUUCCUUCCACCAUAGGGAACUUAACCAAGCUCAGAGAGUUGGAACUAUCAAUCAAUCAUUUUUCUGGCCAAAUUCCUCCAGAAGUAGGAAAACUCAAGUACCUUACCGACCUUAGGUUGUUCAUGAAUAAUCUUAGUGGCCCAAUCCCUCAAGAAAUAAAUAAUUUUACAUCUUUAAAAUCAUUGCAAUUGGCUGACAAUAUGUUGUCUGGACAUGUACCUCAAAACAUAUGCCUUGGUGGAGUACUUGAAAUUUUUGUCAUAGGUAAUAAUAGUUUUGUGGGUUCCAUACCAAAAAGCUUGAAGAACUGCACAAGCUUAAUCAGAGUUAAGCUUGAAAGAAAUCAACUGGAUGGGCACAUAUCAGAAGAUUUUGGCAUAUACCCAAACUUAAAAUUCAUCGAUCUGAGCUACAAUAAUUUGCAUGGUGAGCUUUCAAACAAUUGGGGGCAUUGUCAUAAUUUAACAUUCUUGAAAUUUUCCAACAAUAGAAUUUCUGGUGGGAUACCACCCGAGGUUGGGAAAGCAAAUCAAUUGCAGGUACUUGACCUCUCCACAAAUUGUCUGGUAGGGAAGAUUCCCAAGGAACUAGGGGAAUUGAAGUUGUUGUUCAAUCUUAAAUUGAACAAUAACAAACUUUCAGGUAAUAUUCCCUCGGAAAUUGGAAUGUUAUCCAAGCUUACUGAUCUUAGCCUUGCGGCAAAUGAUCUCAGAGGACCAAUUCCAGAACUGAAAGACUGCUCAAAACUGCAGUUAUUGAACUUAAGCAAAAACAGGCUCAGUGAAAGUGUUCCAUUUCAAGUGGGCAGGUUCCUCUUUCUUCAAGACCUUGACCUAAGUCACAAUUUGCUUGAAGGAGAGAUACCAUCGGAGCUUGGAUAUUUGCUUGACUUAGAGACGUUAAACCUUUCCCAUAAUGAACUCUCAGGCUCCAUCCCAUCCACUUUCAAUGAAAUGUUGAGCUUAACUAUUGUUGAUAUCUCCUUCAAUCAAUUGGAGGGUCCACUUCCCAACAACAAAGCCUUCAGCUGGGCACCAAUAGUAGCAUUGUCUAAUAAUAAAGGUUUAUGUGGCAACAAUUCUGGUUUUAAAGCUUGCCCUUGUACAAAGAUCAGCGGAAUGUGCAGAAAAGAUGGCAACAAAGCAAUUGUCUUUAUCGCAGUUUCUCUUUCUAGCACCUUAGUCCUCUUAUUUGUCAUUUCUGGAGUUCUUGCUAUUGUUGGCAAAAGAGCCAGGAAAAUAGAUGAAGCCAAAGAAGCAGGAAAUGAAAAUAUAUUUUCAACAUGCAGCUAUGAUGGGAAAAUGGUGCACGAAAAUAUAAUUGCAGCAACGGAGGGAUUCAACUCCAAAUAUUGUAUUGGAGUGGGAGGAUGUGGAACUGUUUACAGAGUGGAGCUUCCAACUGGUCAAGUUGUCGCUGUGAAGAAGCUUCACCAAUUUGAGGGGAGUGAAAUAUCCAAUCUAAAGGCUUUUACAAGUGAAAUUUGUGCAUUAACCAACAUAAAACACCGAAAUAUUGUGAAGCUCCAUGGCUUCUGUUUACAUUCACAACACUCAUAUUUGGUUUAUGAGUUCCUUGGAGGAGGAAGCUUGGGAAAGAUACUUCAGAAGAGGGUAAAAGCCGAGGAGUUGAAAUGGAUCGCGAGACUAAAUAUUGUGAAAGGGGUCGCCAGUGCCUUAUCCUAUAUGCACCAUGACUGCUCACCUCCUAUUGUUCACCGUGACAUAUCAAGCAACAAUAUAUUGAUGGAUUUGGAGCAAGAAGCUUACAUCUCUGACUUUGGUACAGCAAGGUUUUUGAUGCUAGACUCAACCCAUUGGACAUCUUUUGCUGGUACCUUUGGAUAUUUGGCUCCAGAACUUGCCUACAGCAUGGAAGCAAAUGAGAAGGGUGACGUGUAUAGCUUUGGAGUGGUAUCACUGGAAGUGAUCAUGGGAAGGCAUCCAGGGGAUAUAAUUAUGUCUCUAUCAACAUCAACACUGUCAGAUACCUGCCAAAUUCUCCUGAAAGAUAUAUUGGACCAACGCCUUCCACUACCCACAAAUAAAGAAGCAGCAGAAGUAGUUUCUAUUGUGAAAUUAGCAUUUGCUUGUCUCCAUGCCAAUCCAGGGUCUCGGCCAACCAUGCAACAAGUAUCACAAAAACUAUCAGUGAAAGUACGAGCUCUAUGGAAGCCCUUGCGAAUGCUUACUUUAGGAGAGCUUUUGUAA